Lolium rigidum is the source of this 2002-nucleotide messenger RNA. RefSeq lists its product as uncharacterized. The transcript has 5 exons. NCBI's taxonomy places the organism in Eukaryota, Viridiplantae, Streptophyta, Magnoliopsida, Poales, Poaceae. Bases 101 to 556 code for a protein of 151 amino acids. The record is from RefSeq and is a predicted model, not a curated record.
CCCAUCUCAUCUGUUCUCUUUCUAGGCACCGCCGACGCCAUCGUACACCAGGGCCGGCGCUUGGCAAGCCAGCAGAUGGUGGCGAGUAGGACCUCCGUCCAUGGGACAAGCCAGCAGCGCAGUGGAGAAGCUCCGCGUACAUAUCUUCAUUGUGAGCAGAUGGCGGCGCGGAGGCCUCAGAGCGCCCUCCUCUCCCAUCCGAAACAUUGCCGGAGCCUACACGGCCGUCCUCGUGGCUUCUUGUGUGCAUCUGGGCUCUUGUGCUAAAAAAAUAUGGGGCUAUGCAGUUAGCGGCGGCAAUGCAGAUCUUUUUGGUGAAGAACGUCUCCAUAGGUAUUUUCAGCCUUUCAGCUUCACAUAUGGAUUUCACUACAGUUCUGCAAAUGUGCACCAUAGUGUUGUCCACCGCCAGCCUUGCGUCCGGCAUGACCAGCUGACGGGCCGGGGUGUUACCUUUCUCCAGUGUGUUCUUUCCCGUGGGAUGGCCUGCAAGGUCCGCACCUGUGCGCUGAGUUUCUGGUCGCGGCGUCGAGGUGUCAUCCUUGUGAGGAGAUAAGCUCAUGUUCCUCAAGGUCAACAGCAACAGAUUCAUCUCUUUUGGUGAUCACGUCUAACUGGUUUGGAUCAUGGUGUUCUACAUUAUUGGGGAUGUUCUUCCUCUAACGUGUUUAAACCGGAGGCAUGGCCGUGUGGUGCUCUGAUUAUUUUAUUUGCUACAGGCAUUAUUUUCUCAUAUGUUUCAUUAAGAGGUAACCAACUUUCUUCUAGAGUAUUUUAUUUUGACAACUUUCUUCUAGAGUACUUUCUGUCUCAUGAUGUCACAUUUUGACAUAUUUAGAACUUCUGAUAUUGCAGGUAACUAACUUUCUUCUAGAGUACUUUCUUUCUCACGAUGUCACAUUAUGACAUAUUUUUUAGAACUUCCGAGAUUGCAGUAUGAAUACUAUUGUUUUUGGUGUCCAUCGCCUCUCAUCUCAUGGAUUAAUAUAAUGAUUGGUAGAUAACAUGUCUUUAAUUAGUUCUUCAUGUAGUAAUAUUUGAUUUUUUUACCCAGUAAUAAAUAAAGACAUUGCCAACAGAUACCUGUUACAAAAAUGGUACAUAGCAUUAUCCAUAUGCUAUAUAUGUGUUUUUCUACAAUUAGAUAACAACGUAGUCAGUCCACACUGCACUAUACGAAAAGGAAAAACUCAUCUACCAUCAAUUAACUUUUAGCAGUUCGUUCACCAAUUUUCAACUUACUUUCUCUGCAUAUUAUGUGCCCAUAUGAACCGGCUAGAAAAAAAAUGUAAUGUUCUAAUGACCAUAAUCUAUUGUUAAGAACUAAAAAAUCCAGCUUCACACUUUGCUCCAUGCUUUUAAUUAAUUUUAUAUGUGGCUUAUAACUUUUCAGAGAUCUCUUUCGACUUCUACCAGCCUCUUUUCACGUAUUAUUGCUCUAUACCCUCUCAUGGCUUUAAGGUUUUUCUCCAAAUUCACAUGCAGUGUGAUAAAACACCUGAAAUUGCAUCUGAUCAUGUAUUAUUUUGUUGAAAAUAUGUCAGGUAAUCCUUGGACUGCUGAUGCACUGCAGUACACAACUACACAUCAGUAUGAAUGACUUAGCCUUGAUGCUUCUUAUGAUAUUUUUUGAGGAACCUGAUGGAACCAAUCAGAAAAAUACUUUGGAAGUAUAGCAGUACCAGCAGAUGCUUCAACCAGCUAGAGGUAGCAGUUCUCGCAGAAAGGGCACUGAAUACUCGAUUUGCUGAAUGAUCGCUUCUGAGCCAGCGAGUACUGAUUAUAUCAUUGACCUACUUUGUGUAUCCGUUGCAGAUUCUUGAGUAGGUGUUGUAGGCACUCUUGGUAGUUUAUUUGGUAAAUUCCUGAUUGACUUCCUUGGGAAUGCAUUGAUGUGUGAACAUGAAAACCCCACCAUACUUAAAUACAGCGUUUUCUCAUCCCUGGUAAGCUAACAUGCAAACUGAUGGAUGUAGAUUUGAGGACUGUUGCCCCUGCAAAA